This is a messenger RNA of Mugil cephalus (flathead mullet), 2478 nucleotides long. RefSeq names its product EMI domain containing 1 (gene emid1). The transcript is spliced from 17 exons. Gene Ontology annotation, molecular function: protein binding. The record is from RefSeq and is a predicted model, not a curated record. Lineage: Eukaryota; Metazoa; Chordata; Actinopteri; Mugiliformes; Mugilidae. Bases 920 to 2458 code for a protein of 512 amino acids.
CUCAGUAGCCAUACUUGCAGCACACUAGGCAGUUGUAGCAUAUUUUGGUGAGACUUGAGCCUUUAACGGUGUGGUCACCCUGACCACAGAUAUGAACCUCAGGUCCCAGUUUUUGUUUGCAGAGCCAGGUGUUUAGUUUGGAGCGGGUGCCGCCGUGCCCUGUGGCUCCUGGAUUCUUGCUCCAUAAACCUACAUGUCCCAAAUGCAAGGGCAGAGGGAGGCUACAUUAACUUCACUCUUCCUCUGCAUCUGUCCACCUGGGCUCUGAUGUCUUUUACAGAAAGCAGCCAUGGAUGGGUGGAUGGACGGAUGGAGUAAAUAAAUAACUCGACACUGGCACAGCUCCAUUGAUUCCAGAGGAACCUUUAGCAGCAGCAGCAGCCCAUAAUUCAUUUAGAGCAAAUGCGUAAAGUGCCGUCGCCUUGAGAGCACAUUGUCCUCUGUGUGAGAGAUUGAAACGGGGUAGGGUAAAAGAAAAAAAAAAAAAAGACCCAGCAGGCUGUGCUUCUUUUAAGAGACUGGGGGAGACUAUAAAACCACUUUCAUGCCCGCUGCUGUGAAGGCUCUGCUGGAUCUGAGCACAGACGCAAGGAGGUAGGCAGGGCACAUAGUGGAGAGGGGAGGACGACACACGCUCACAUUAUUCAAGGUCCAUUUUCAAAAGUCGGGAUCUCUUGUCACAGAGACAAACCAGAAGCGUGACUUCCCGGGGGCAACAUUUUCCUGUAGUUCACUCUGCAGUUAGACGUCGUUUUUUUGUGUGUGUGUUUGUGUGUGUGUGUUCUCCUCUCCACUCCACGGCGAAUAGGAUGCGCGUCUUCUCCGGCGGACCCGGUGCAGUUUGACACAUUUCCACCCCCUCCUCCCGAGCUGGGUCCGCUCGCCGGUCUGUUUCUCUACCCGGGGGGAAGUUUGGCUCAUGAAAAACUGUCCUGGCCGCACUUUUGAUGCCGCGGAAAUGGGAUCGCACCAGCGAGGAAGAGUGUCCGCGCCUUGCAGCAGGAAAAGUUUGCUCUGGACUGUGCUGAUACUCUGGCUGACCACGUUUGUUGACGGGACCUGGAAGACGGGACUUUACAAAACAUAUUCAGCCGCAGGGACGCAGCUGAGCAGAGACCACGCCGCAGCCUCUCACACCUCAGUCUACCAAAAGAGGAACUGGUGUCCUCAUACAGUCACUAAGACCGUGACCUGCCAGGUGCAGAAUGGGACAAUCCUUCAGCGGGUCUACCAGACGUGCCGCUGGCCGCAGGGAUGUGCAGGAGGCAGCUACAAGACGGUGGUCAGACCUUCCUAUAAAAUGGUGUACCGCACCGUGACGUCUUUGGAGUGGAAAUGCUGCCCGGGAUUCAGCGGCGCUGCCUGUGAAGAAGAUGCAGGGAACCAGCUUGUAGCUCAAGAGGCUCUGAGAAAACCGUCUACUCUACGCAGACCACCUGCUCGCACAGGAGAGUCGAUCUCUAGUUGUCUCAACUGUAGUCGAAUCACAGCUUUUAGUGACAGGCUGAACUCACUGGAAGCAAAGGUCCAGUUACUCACAGCACCGGCCGCCGUAUCGCAUCGCCACCUUCAGAGUAAAGGGGGAACUGCGCCAGAGUCCUCGUUACUCAUGGGGGCCGUGGCCGCUCAGGGAGCUCCUGGCGAGCAGGGACCUGCAGGCCCUCAGGGUGAAAAGGGGAGAGAUGGGCUUCCUGGCAGAGAUGGGAAGCCAGGCUCUCAAGGGCUGCCAGGUCCCAGCGGGCCUCGGGGGGAGGCUGGGACGAGGGGCCCAUCUGGAUCCCCUGGAUCGAAGGGAUCCCAAGGACCGGCAGGGCCCCGUGGUCCUCCAGGAAUCCCAGGAGACAGAGGUCCGUCAGGGCCUCCUGGACCACCGGGGCCCCCGGGCCCCCCAGGACCAGCCAGUGCCCACAUCCCAGACCCAGACCAUGAUCGUGGAAAAGACCCCUUCUUCACCAACACUUUCCAUGAUUCACGAGGGUUGCCUGUUCCAGGACCUCAGGGUCCUCCCGGGCCCAUCGGUCCCCCAGGUCCUAAGGGCGCAGCAGGACCUCCUGGGCCACCGGGACAGAAUGGGAAACCUGGAGUUCCUGGAACGCAGGGCCCUGUGGGGCCGAAGGGAGAACGUGGGGAGAGAGGUCCUUUAGGUUACCAAGGAGAGAGGGGCUUCAGAGGCGAGCCGGGAGCGACGGGUCCCAAAGGAGAGCCAGGGGAGAAGGGCUUGCCGAGCAAUCUAAAUGGGGACGGAAUACAUCAGAUCAGAGAGGCGCUGAAGAUCUUAGCCGAGAGGGUUUUAAUCCUUGAGACUAUGAUCGGUAUUCAUGAGCCUGAUCUAGGGUCUGGGGAUGGACCGUUUGGCACAACCUCCCCUAGUUUCUACAGAGAUAAGCGAGCAGGUGCACUUCCACAUCGACUUGCUUCUCCUCUGUCCUCCUCCAACACCAAGGUUCGAGGGAAGUAGCAACCCCCCCCCCCCCCCCC